CGACCAUGUGCCGACACCUUACCGAUGGGGGAGGACCUUCCUGCGCCGCACGCGCCUCAGUGUGAAGAAAGUGACGCUCGGCUCUAGACACGAUGAUGCUUCGGCUGUUGCUGCUUCUCGGGGGAGUGUCGUCGCUCGUAGCAGCCCAAGACAAGGGUGAGGACCUCACCGCCAAUGGGAACGAAAUCAUUGACGGCCUGCUGCGAGAGGCAAGAGACAGCGACUCCAUACAGAAGAAAAUAAACCCUGUGAUUGUUAAGCACGUGGAACUCGACGACCGCAGGGGUCACGUCGAGAACAUAUCCAUAUAUGGCCUCUCUUCCCUCGCUCGUCAUGGUGACGUUAACAUCACUUUCAGCGAAGCGAACUUGGUCAUCAUCACGGGCCGACUGCGGGCAGAUGACCUGAACAUGUCAGGUCGAUACCUCUACCGGCCAUCGCGUUUUUUCCGACUUCGCGGAAGCCUCGGCGCUACUCUCAACUACUUCGUCGUCGAAAUUGGAAUGGAAGUCAAUACCGAACUGAAUAGAGCCAGCGUUACCACGUUCAAGGUUGUUGAACUUGGAAAGAUCAAGGUAACAAAGUUUACGGGAGCGUCGUUCGCCUUCAACUGGCUCGGGAAGUUCAUUAUCAACAAGAUACUGAACGGCCGAAGCUUCUCAAUAUCUGAGCGCCUAGAAAUAAGCGGUAAAAAAGCGCUAAACCGGCUCCUGGAGGAGAAGGAAAUUAGGUUUAAAUGAAACGUGGGCGUAAACUUAUCGUUUU
Rhipicephalus sanguineus (brown dog tick) is the source of this 765-nucleotide messenger RNA. RefSeq lists its product as uncharacterized. NCBI's taxonomy places the organism in Eukaryota, Metazoa, Arthropoda, Arachnida, Ixodida, Ixodidae. The transcript has 4 exons. Bases 93 to 740 code for a protein of 215 amino acids. The record is from RefSeq and is a predicted model, not a curated record.